CAGUGACGAUGCACAUGUAGGAGCCUCCAGUUUCUCCACUUCCUCGGCUGAGAGGAGUAUGGCGCGAGGCAAGGAUAAGCGUGCGCGACAUGACUCUGCAGGGUCCAGCGAAGAUAGUGGUAGCGAGGAGCGUGAACGACGGAAGCACGAGAAGCGACGACGGCGCGAGGACGAGCCGAGGUCGUCGAAAGUUAAUGACGCGUUGAGGGAGCCGAAAGGGGAAGGUCGUAGGAGAAAAUAUGGGCGGGAAGAGAAGGAUGAUUCAGAGGAGCGAGAGGAGAGAAAGACGGAGAGGAGAGAAAUUGGGAGGCGCGAGGAGAGGGAGGGAGAACGGGAGGAACGGGAGGAAAAGAGGGGGGAGCGUGAGGGGAAGGGGGAGGGCAGGGGGAAGAAAGAGGAGAGGCGGAAACGGAAGAAGUCAAAGCGGAGAGAGAGGAGCAGCAGCCCGUCGUCUGAUGAUGCCACGUCAGCUUCGUCGUCAUCGGGCAGUGAGAGUGACGUCAGCAGUAGUGAGGACGAGCGGAGGAGGAGGCGGAAGCGGAAGGAGAGGCGGAAGAAGAAGAAGCUUCUCAAGGAGGCGAAGAAGCUUCUUAAAGAGCACAAGAGGAAGGGGAAGGAGCAAGGCCGGGGGGAGGCAGAGACAAGCAAGCGGAAACAGGAGGCGGAGGCGGAGGAGGAGGAUUUCACACCCAAUCCAGCGGUGCCCCAGAUCUCCGACGCCGAUUACUUCGCACGCAACCCCGAGUUCUCCACGUGGCUGCUGGAGUCCCGCGGCACCUUCUUCUCCGCGCUCUCCUCGGAGCAGACCCACGCCCUCUUCUCACUCUUCGCGCGCACGUGGAAUGCCGGCAAGCUGCCCCCCAAGUUCUAUGAUGGAUCCAUCACUGCAGCUGCUGUUCCCCGCUCCAACCACAACUGGGGGCUCAAGGCACGGGUGGGGGGAGCGGGGGGAGCAGGCGGCGUUGGGGAAGGGGGAGGGAGGGGAGGGGUGGGGGAGGGGGGGGAUGAGGAGGAGAGCCGGGCAGGGAGGAAGGCGAGGGAGAGGUUAGAGAGGAAGCGGGAGAGGGAGAGGCAGGCGCUGCGGAUAGAGGAGAUGGUCCCCAGGGAGUCAGGGCGCGAGGGGAUGAUUGCUGAGAGGAUGGCGCGGAGGAGGGAGAGCACGCGGGAGAGAGAGCAGAGCCCCGAGAUGGGGAUGAGGGAGAAGGAUGUGAUGGGCGGUGGGGACGACUUCCAAGCCAGGCUAGCACGGGAGAAAGCGCGCAGGGAGCAGAGAGCAGCAGCGAAGGAAGGGGGGUUGCGGGAGAGGGUGGCGAGCUACGAGGAGAGCGAGAGGGGGAAGAUGGAGCAGCUCAAAGCCAUGAUCGCCAUGGCUGGAGGGCGAAUCACCAUUGCCAAACGAGCCGACCCUGCUGUGCCGCCUUAGCAUCACCUGGAUCUUUGCCGCCAGUAUGCCUGUGCCGUGCCAGCAUCGCCAAGAGAUCAAUCUUCUACAGUUUGCCCUCUGAGUGAUGGCCCUGGGUAGGGUCUCUAGAGCCGAGUGAGCAGAUGCAAGCGGGAUGCAAGGUGGUGACUGGGGCAGGUGAGAGAGGUGGAGCAGGAGAGGGAGGAAUGAGGGAGGACUGAUGGGGGAAUGAGGGAGGACUGAUG
Messenger RNA from Closterium sp. NIES-67, 1647 nucleotides. The record is from the annotation of a GenBank genome assembly. NCBI's taxonomy places the organism in Eukaryota, Viridiplantae, Streptophyta, Zygnematophyceae, Desmidiales, Closteriaceae.